UCUACCACUAUUACUUGACCAAUACAAGACAACCUUGGAAGCUUCUUGGAAUUCUUAACACCUUUAGAUAUCUUCCCUCUUUUCCACUGCACUCUUUUUCCGUUGUUAGAACGUUUCCCUGUUGGUUAUACAAGCAUACUCUAGAAGACAAGGUUCCAAUAUAUCCUGGCUCUAAUGGACCACUCGAGUCGCCAACCUCGAAAAUGGUCUUUGGCGGAAGACCAGAAACUUCGGGAAGAAGUGGAAGCACAACUUGUAGAAGGAGAAGUCAAGGAUUGGUGCAGAAUUGCCGAUAGCCUCCCCGGACGAACGAACAAGGACUGUAGAAAACGAUGGCACAAUUCGGUAGCAGGAGGCCUGAAGAAAGGACAAUGGUCAAAGAGUGAAGAUCAGUUGCUUUCAAGAGGUGUGCAGCAGUACGGCCAAAAAUGGACGGUAGUUGCAAACUGCGUCGGAACACGCAGUGCAGAUCAGUGCGCGAAGCGGUGGCAGCAGUCACUUGAUCCUGAUCUAGACCGAAGUGAAUGGCGCGACUCAGAUGACGCAGCACUUAUCGAUGCAGUUCAGAGACUCGGACGACACUGGAAAGAUAUUCAACGCGAACAUUUCCCCGGCAGAUCGAAGAAUGAUAUCAAGAAUCGAUACACUGUCCUCGUGCGGAGAUAUCAGAAUCAGGGUAUCACCCUGCCCAAUGCUCCAAGCUCUCCAUCCGAUUGUGGUACACCGGCGGGCUUGUCAAGCUAUCCUGAUGACGACGACUAUCUCUCCCACAGUUCACACGUGUACAAUACAUUAUUGCCAACACCCUCUCAUGGAUCAGAUCGCCAUUCCUGGUCAAGUUUCGACAAUGAUGCAUACUCAACAUGGUCAUCUCCGCAGACAUACGCCACACCUACCGCGAUAGCCGACCAUAACGCACAACAUCAAUCGGUCGCCCCGUCUCAAUAUCUGUAUACUCAGCCACCACUGGGCUCAAACGUGCCUUCCACAUGGGAUCAAACAUCGCCCUACACACAUCACCCGGCACCAUCGUUGCACACCGGUGCACCAACAAAUCCACCACUCUAUGGCUACAGUCCAUAUCAGGUCGCCCAGCAACCAAUAGUGCCCCACAACAUUGCUUACACAGCCUCCACGGACCGAGCAGCAUAUGCCACGAUGCCGAAUCGCUCGCCACCUACUGCAUCAAGUCAGCAGGUUUACGACCCGAGCGCAUCGGCAAUGUACCGUGACCCUAGACAUUCACAACAUCCCUACUAUCGCUCUUGAGGCUGUGCAACAUGUAUAUUGUGUGUA
Molecule: messenger RNA, 1296 nt
Organism: Alternaria alternata
Lineage: Eukaryota; Fungi; Ascomycota; Dothideomycetes; Pleosporales; Pleosporaceae
Exons: 7
Coding region: 175-1269 (364 amino acids)
Biological process (GO): regulation of DNA-templated transcription
Cellular component (GO): nucleus
Molecular function (GO): DNA-binding transcription factor activity, RNA polymerase II-specific; RNA polymerase II cis-regulatory region sequence-specific DNA binding
Source: RefSeq, a predicted model, not a curated record